This is a messenger RNA of Pungitius pungitius (ninespine stickleback), 2905 nucleotides long. RefSeq names its product protein phosphatase 1, regulatory (inhibitor) subunit 14C (gene ppp1r14c). Gene Ontology annotation, molecular function: protein serine/threonine phosphatase inhibitor activity. The record is from RefSeq and is a predicted model, not a curated record. Bases 165 to 593 code for a protein of 142 amino acids. NCBI's taxonomy places the organism in Eukaryota, Metazoa, Chordata, Actinopteri, Perciformes, Gasterosteidae. Gene Ontology annotation, cellular component: cytoplasm. Gene Ontology annotation, biological process: regulation of phosphorylation. The transcript has 4 exons.
ACCAUUCUCCUGUCUGCUGUGCAGCUCGCAGUCUCCAUCCGCACAGCGCACCCCCUUCCCCCUCAAACCUCCCGAACUCAUUCACAUAUUCCUCAAAUAAUAAAAACCCCUUUUCCCCACACCCCCGCCCCCCCCUCCUCCCCCCACAAAGGAGACAUCCCGCAAUGUCGGCCGCCAGCACCGAGACCAGCGCCCCGCUGCCGACCGUCGCCAGCCGCGUCUUCUUCCAAGGCGCGCCCGGAGUGGGCUGCGUGGGGACCGGCCCCAUCAGCACCGGCGACGACCCGGUCCAGAGGAGACAGGGCAAAGUGACGGUCAAGUACGACAGGAAGGAGCUGCGGAAAAGACUCGUCCUGGAGGAGUGGAUCAUCGAGCAGCUCAGCGAGUUGUAUGACUGCGAGGAGGAAGAGAUGCCAGAGGUAGAAAUAGACAUCGAUGACCUGUUGGAGGUCACCAGUGACGAUGAAAGGGCCAGCAAACUACAGGAAUCCUUAACAGACUGCUACAAACCAACAGAGGUCUUCGUCCGUGAGUUGCUGGGCAGGAUAAGGGGAAUGAGAAAACUCAGUGCGCCAACGAAGAAGGGCCUAUAAUGGCUGUGAUGUCGACCAUCAACCAGUCAUAAACCACGUCAUCUCAGCUCCGCCUAAUUAGCCCAUUCAACACGGACAGCCAUCACACAGAAUAACUUAUGUAAACAGCAUUAGCAACGUGCAAAAAAGGCACCAUAAACUCCAUGCAUAUAGCACAUAGCACUAGUCAUUCAUUUCCCAAUCACGUAGAAUAAUAAGGUGUGUUAUUAUAUUUGACAGUUGAAAGGUGCAGGGGAGAAAACAGCCGACGUGGUUAAUUAAAUAGCAAACAGCCACAAUAAAAUGUCACGCCCUGGAAACGCGGCGGACCUGCGAACUGUGCUAUCGCGUGAACGCCACCUAGAUCCACAUUUCAGAGCCAUAGUACAGCUGAUGCUGUAAUCCAAACAGCCAUACAGAAGAAAACGCAGACAAAAAAAAAGGAGGUGGUAGAAAAAGGUCUGUCCUGCAGUAGGUGUGAAAUUAGCCGUAGCACUACAUAAGCACAGUGCUUCAUUACCUUGUCAUUUUUUUUACUGAGGUGUUUUGCUGUUACUUCUUUAAAAAAUGUACUCUAUGUUGCCAUUUAUUGUUAACGUGAUUGAAAUGUGGUCUUCAACGUUUUUUGUCCUACCUUAAAGUCACCCUGCCGCCAGACCCUGCAAGUAUAAGGGCGCUCAGUACUUUUAGUUUAAGCACAAGGCAUUAAUCCAUCUAUUCUGUCCCUUCGUGAUGUGCAAACUCUGCAAACGUGUUUUUGCAAGCAAGGCUAAAAUUGUGUGGGGAUUUUAUUUAUUUUUGUGGCUUUUUACCCACUUUUCACCACAGGGAAGCAUGAUGGGUGUUGCAGUUCUCCGUGUGAGGCUACGAGACCUGUAUGAUUGGCGGCCUUUCCUCUGAACUGUCAUGCGAUGUUGUCCGUUGUUCUCCCUCAUCAGGACACAUAUCAUGUUGUUGGUUUAAGUUGAAGCCUGAGGUCCGUACGUCGUGGUUGUUUCUCACUUAACUCUGCUUGCCUUUAAAAGGACAUUCAGGAUCAGUUCAGCACUGAACCUUAAUCACUGACAAGCUUACAGGCAGAUACAGUUGAGUCAGAAUCUGAAAACCUUGAAGCUUAAAACCGGUUCGUCACCCAGGGAAGGUGAGGUAAAACUAGGAGUAUUACAUCUUAAACGUCAUACGUCACGGCAGCAUAUUUGUGACACGGCAUUUCCGCAGAGAUUGCUUGUCAAAUUUGUAAAAACAUCUUCCAGUGGUUUGCAGAAUUCUAAGAUGUUGAAAACUUUUCCAGGUUGCAGGUGAUAUUUUGUAAAGGCAUAAUCCGAGGUUAAAGAGGUGGAUUUCAUUAUUUAUUGUUGUCUAUGUGCACCAACACACUCUAAAACCUGUAGGCUCUGGUACAAUCAUGACUCUGUUAUGGGGUUGGGCCCAGUUUCACUUCCGAGCAGUCAGUCGCGUACCGACCGGAAUGGGGCAGACUUCAAAUCUGCCAUACGAAAUACCCUCAGCUGCCAAAGACAAAAGCAGGGCAACGUUUCAUUUUAACACUUGCAAAGCACCCGUCUUGCAUGCUAACAACAGAGAUAUACAGAAAAAGAACACUGAUGAAGAGUAUAGAUAUUAUGAACUUAUAACCGAGCAAAAAAUACCUUUUUUGACUUAGCCACCAUGUCUGACUUUGUAGAACCUUUUGUGUGGAAAAAAAACGAGAGAAUCCAGGAAACAUUUUUAAAUGGUGCUGUUUUUGAUGUUCUUCCCUACUGUUUAUUUUAUAAAAACACAUAUUACACAUAAAUAUAAACUCGCUGCCAGAGAAGUGAGUCUGAAGAUCGGCUCGGUCUUCAUUGAUGGGUGGCGUAUAGUCUUAAGCGACGUCCUCCUUGCAUCUCCGUUGGGCACACUGGGUGAUUUGGUUGAAAAAGUGUUUUCUGGAUCAGGGAAUUGGAAAGAAAGGUUGAAGAAGAAGAUGGAUCCAGGGCUCAUGUCGAGGUACUCCAUAGGAUGUUCUCUGUCAGGGGUAAUGGGCUAAUAUUUGAUUAUUGAUGGGAUCUAAUUUUAAAGGUGUCCAUACUAGAAAGCUUUAUGUUUGCAUGUCUUUUUAAAGUUGCAUGUUAGAGGGAACAUUUUGUUGGCCCGUAGCUUUUUAUUUCACAAAAUAAAACACUUUCCUUUUUAUACCUUCAUUAUCAUUAUUAAGACUAGAAUAUUUAGUUUUGCAGUAGCAGCUUUGUCUGUCUGUACAUCCACAAUAGGCGUUCCUGUUUUUAAAAUGUAAUGUGGUGUGUGGUUUGUUUUUGCUGAUAAUAAAACUGCAACGACUGUGUACUGUUAAA